This is a messenger RNA of Toxorhynchites rutilus septentrionalis, 1160 nucleotides long. It is a transcript of the gene Ing5, whose product is annotated as inhibitor of growth protein 5. Gene Ontology annotation, cellular component: nucleus. The transcript has 4 exons. Gene Ontology annotation, biological process: regulation of DNA-templated transcription. Lineage: Eukaryota; Metazoa; Arthropoda; Insecta; Diptera; Culicidae. The record is from RefSeq and is a predicted model, not a curated record. The coding region runs from base 137 to 997 and encodes 286 amino acids.
AAACAGCAGAGGCCAAACAAAAACAAUUACCACAAUUGUAAUGGCUGCCUAAUUUUCGCAAAUAUAAAUUCAAUAAAUAGCGAGAAGUUUAUCGUUUUUGUGCGUUACCUUUCGGUUUAUUUGUAAUUUUGUCGAAAUGACGUCCGCUUUGUAUUUGGAGCAUUACCUGGAUGGUUUGGAACAUCUGCCAAACGAGCUGAAGCGUAACUUCACGCUGAUGCGGGAUUUGGACUCGCGUGCCCAAGUUCUGAUGAAAUCGAUCGACGAGAAAGCCAACGAGUUUAUGAAGCAGCUGGUCAACUCAAAGGAGAACUUUCCGGAAGACGCCAAAAAGGAGAAAUUGCGUAAGAUCCAGGAGCUGUUCAACAAGGCAAAGGAAUACGGGGAUGACAAAGUGCAGCUGGCAAUUCAAACCUACGAGCUGGUCGAUAAGCACAUUCGCCGGUUAGAUUCCGAUCUGGCCAGAUUCGAGGGCGAAAUCCAGGACAAAACGUUGAACGCCCGCGAGAAGUUGGAGGAAACAGUCACGAAAAAGGGUGGUCGGAAAAAGGUGAAAGAUGCGAAAAACGCGGCCAAAAAGAAGCGUACCCACUCGUCGGAAGAUGAAGGCAAAGCUACCGGAGCCAGUGCUACCGGGACGAGCGGAAAUACCGCUGGAACCACCAGUACUAACGGUAAAGGCAAGAACAACAAGAAGCAGAAGGUAAAUCAAGAGAAAGAAGGUCGCAAGGGUAAUAAGAAAAAUGCAGAGCUAGACGAUAGCGCACAGGAAGGUGGUCAUACCACACCCCAUCCGAGUGAUGUGCUGGACAUGCCUGUUGAUCCCAAUGAGCCCACUUACUGCCUGUGCCAUCAAGUGUCUUACGGCGAAAUGAUUGGCUGUGACAAUCCUGAUUGUCCCAUCGAAUGGUUCCACUUUGCCUGUGUUGGUCUCACAAUCAAACCGAAAGGCAAAUGGUUUUGUCCGAAAUGUUCACAGGACCGGAAGAAGAAAUAAACGCGGAAUGCGCAGUAUUAAGUAUACCUAGCUGCUAAGAUUUGAUAGAGGCGAAUAGUUUACGUGACAAAGGAAUAUUUUAAGCGAGUGCGAAUGUUUCGGAUAUGAAUGUAUGAGAAAUAUAAAGAUUAUCUUGUAUUCAAAUAAAAUGAAGGUCGUUGAA